Acanthosepion pharaonis is the source of this 810-nucleotide messenger RNA. Lineage: Eukaryota; Metazoa; Mollusca; Cephalopoda; Sepiida; Sepiidae. The record is from the annotation of a GenBank genome assembly.
AUGGCUGAACAGUCUGCACAAGAGACAGCCGUUGUGCUGACCCUCCCAACUUUCGACAUGACUAACGUAAACGUAUGGUUCGCCCAGACUGAAGCCAUAUUCCAAGCAAAGCAUAUUCACUCUCAGACUGCGCGUUACGCGUAUAUAGUCGAGAAGCUGCCACCAGAGAUCGCUGCUGACGUGCUAGACCUUUUGGAAGCCGUUCCCGCUCAUAACCCCUUUGAUAUACUAAAGGAAGCCAUCAUCUACCGUACUGGAAAAUCGCAUGAGCGCAGGUUGCACGAUCUAUUUAAUACUAUACAGCUCGGAGACAGCCGCCCGUUACAGUUACUUCGACAAAUGAAAAAAUUACUAUGGAAGAACUCGAUGUCGGAAUCAUUAUUCCGCAAACUUUGGCUGGACAAGCUACCGCCAUAUACUUCACAGAUUCUGGCUACGCUACCCAAUGACUUGGAUCUCUCGAGAAUUGCUGAAAUCGCUGAUAAAAUUAAUGACGUACCCAACAUCAGCAGCGCGGACUCCCCUGUACCCACUGACGCUGCUAUGAUGGAUGUAAUAGAACAGCUGAAACAGCAACUCGAGAGGCUUUCCACCCAGGUGCAGCAUCUUACCAGAGCAGAGGAUAAAAACUCAUACAAGGUACGGCGACGCUCUCAUUCUGCUACUCGCGCUCGCCGGCCCAUGCUAUGCUGGUACCAUCGUAACUAUGGUGAUAAAGCUCACAGAUGUACUAAGCCUUGUACCUUCAAGUGCCAACCUUCACCCAAGGCAUCACGGAAGGCGGGAAACGUCGAUCCCGGCAGCACUUGA